AAUUCACAAAGACAGAUUGCUGUUUUAACAUACCUGAUAAGUUAGAUCCUUACAGUAAAACCACAGUCCGCAAUGGAUUACUCCGCUACCUGAAGCCAUCAGAAACCAGAAUACAGGCGCUAGAUAGAAUAUUCAUUUGUAUGAGAUCACUUCCUGUAGCUCGAUUUAUACCCUUUCGGGAGGAAGGAUCUGGGCCGCACUAUACAAAUUUUAGAGCACAAAACAGACUUCCAUUCUCCUAUACAGAUGUACAGGAGCCUGACCUGUAUACUGAUAUGUCAUUGGCUGGGGUGACUACACAGAGUGCACCCCUUGGUCAUUUCCAAGACACUCCAGUUUGGUUAGGACAUGAUGAGAGACUGGAGGAAGCAAUGUUGGAAGCUGGCAUUCUGGCAUCUUUAAGGGCAUAUGAGCAACAGGAAACACAGAGACACGAGCUAACCCUAAACAAAUCCAGUGUGUCAGCACUCAGGCUUCAGCAACUGGAGCGCAUGGGCUUCCCAACAGGACCUGCAGUUGUUGCAUUAGCAGCAACAGGGAAGGUAGAAGGAGCAGUCUCCCUUCUUGUAGAAGGACAGGUUGGUGGAGACAUUGCAGUGACCACUGAAAGACAGACGGGUAGUGGACCUCAAAGCCCAUCUGACACAUGGCAAUAAAACCUAUGGUACAUGAACUCGGUAUUUUUGACAUGACACAU
Nanorana parkeri is the source of this 697-nucleotide messenger RNA. It is a transcript of the gene RHBDD3, whose product is annotated as rhomboid domain containing 3. Gene Ontology annotation, molecular function: protein binding. The transcript has 3 exons. The record is from RefSeq and is a predicted model, not a curated record. Lineage: Eukaryota; Metazoa; Chordata; Amphibia; Anura; Dicroglossidae. The coding region runs from base 141 to 656 and encodes 171 amino acids.